UUGUAUAAAACAAAAAAUUCAAAAUUUAUAGAGAAACAAAAAAAUCUUAUAAGCUUAUUUAAUUCAAGUGCUGUCAUAAAUUUAAAAAAUGUUUGGCAUGAAACAGAAAAUUGGAUCAGUGAUGAAUCUUUAUUUCCACACACAAACGGUGUGCCUGGACAAAUUUUGCAUGCAAUACAAAAUACACAGAUAGCACAUGUUGAUAACGCUCCAAAAGGAACACAGCUAAAACUGUUAUUAUUAUUAGAGGGAAAGCAAAAACUUUACUUCAAACCAAAAAGAUAUAACCUAGAUGAUGUCAUAAGGGGCAAUAUAUAUGCAGGUUUUGAUCGACAUAACUCUGAAGUUUUUGCUUAUUAUCUAGCUAUGGUGCUUGACCUCAAAUGGAUUGCUCCCUCUGUCAUAAGAAAGAUUAAUAUUGACACAGAUAUUAUACCAAAGGCAGCAUUGGGACUUAAGAAGACUAUGGUUAAAAACGGUAGGGGAUCAUUAUGUAUUUACGGUAAAUGUUUUUAUUGUAAAAGAAACGAAACUGUAUGCCCUGAUAAGAAUGGUGAAAUUGAAGGCGCUGCUAUAUUGUACCUAGAUAAACAGUUCAAAGUUUAUAGAUCUCCAUGGCGUCGCUCCUAUACUAGUAAGAAAAUGGAAUGGGAAAAAGAUAAUGAUUUUUGUAAGAAAGUGAGUGGAUCUUUAAGUUUAAGAAGAAUUCUUAAUCUCAUAGAUGUGGCUAUUUUCGAUUUUUUAAUACAAAAUGGGGAUAGACAUCGAUAUGAAGUUUAUAAAGACCAAAUAGUUUUACUAGAUAAUGGGAAAGGAUUAGGAAACCCCAUGGUAGACGAAUUAGACAUAUUAGCACCACUCUACCAAUGCUGCAUAAUAUCUUCAUCCACGUGGCACAAUCUAGAAAUGGUCUCUGGUGGAAGUCUCUCGGAAACAAUAAAGCUAUUGUCAGGGUACCAAGGUAAUAAAUUGGCUACAGAAGAACAUUUCAAAGCAGUAGACCGGCGACUUAUGAAAAUUUAUGCUACUGUACGAUAUUGCAUAAGCAAGCACGGAAGUGCGAAGGUGUUUAAGAAUUUAUAA
Molecule: messenger RNA, 1083 nt
Organism: Parnassius apollo (apollo)
Lineage: Eukaryota; Metazoa; Arthropoda; Insecta; Lepidoptera; Papilionidae
Source: the annotation of a GenBank genome assembly